AUGUCUCAGAUUGGGGUGCCCGCCAUGUUUGGCAGCUCCAGCGCGGCCCUCAUCAGCGGGACGCCGCCGGUCGGGCGAUACACGCACUCCCUGGGCCCCACUGAGGCUCCGGCGGCCGCGAUCGAGCCGUCGCACGUCGAGGAGCCGCCCGCCGCGCCCGUCGAGCGUGCCGACGAGCGGCCGCCGGCCGUGGGCCAAAAGCAGGCCGCGCGGCGCAAGCGCGACCGCAGGCAUGACGAGGCAGCCGGCGGACAUGGCGCCGAGCCUCAAGGCAAGCGUGCGGGGGCGGCGCGGGCGAAGAAGCGGAAGCUGGCGGAGCUGGCCGCUGAUCUCCCUCAAGACCUCGGUGCGACGGCGGAGGGGCGGCACGCGGCCUUUGCGACGACGCGCUCGGGCGGGCCUCGAAUGAGCGUGGAGGCGGCGCGGAAGGCGGCGUCGCACGCGCAGCUGCAGGCCUCCAAGUACUUGAAGGUGAUGGUGCGGUGCGGCCACCUCAAGGAGGCGGCGGCUGUGAUGGGCGGCCAAGCCCGCGACCCAGAGCUGCGCCUGCUCAACCCGGCCGCCGGCCUGAUCCUCUCCGAGGACGCCUCCGCCGAGCGUCAGAUUAUGGCAAACGUCGGCGAGAUGCUGAACCGCGACGGUGGCGGCCGCGGCAACCGCUCGGAGGACGCCGCCCGCUUCGCCAGCGCCGUUGCCGUCGCCGUGACCGACGCGGCCUCUCCCGCUAAGGUUGGCAGGCAGAGAGCGCCGGCUUCGUGCUCGCCCGGCCGCUCGCGGCCAUGCACACGCGCCGCGCUGCUGCUGGGCUGCACGUCGCUGCUUUGCCUGCUCGCGCUGCUCGCACACGAGAAGCCUGCUGAAUCAGCUGCUGACGUCUGCGCCAAUGUUCCGCGCGUGCCAGCUGCGCUACUGAAGCACCUCUCACAGCAGGAGGCUGCCGAUGUGGACGCAGCGCUCAUGCCGACUCCUGGCCUGAGCGUCGAGAGCCUCAUGGAGCUCAGUGGCCUCGCGGUCGCGCACGCAGUACUCGCUAUCUACCCACCGAAUGCAUACCCAAACGUGCUCGCGGUCCUCGGUCCUGGCGGUAACGGCGGCCUCGGAUAUUCGGUCAGCGCCUACUACCCGAAGCGAAACGGCGGCGCGCUCUACGUGGGCCUCGCCGCAUCGCUCGAGCAGAUGGGUGUCCGCUUCGUCGACGCGCUCCCGCCGCCCUCGCGCACCACCGUCGUCGUCGACGCGGUGUUCGGCUUCAGCUUCCGGCCGCCGCUGCGAGCGCCGUUUGGCGAGGUGCUCUCGAGCAUGAGCGCCUUCCCGCACAUUGUCGCCGUCGACGUGCCGUCGGGCUGGGACGUGGACGCGGGCCCGCCAAAGACUGGAGGCGGAGCUGAACUGCGGCCGUCGGUCCUCGUCUCGCUCACUGCGCCCAAGCGCUGUGCGUCGGCCUUUGACGGCACGGCGCACUUUCUGGGUAAGGUGCUCAUGCCGCCGGAGGUGGGCGAGGCGCACGGGCUGCUGCCACAAACGGCCUGGGGAAGUAGCCAGGUCGUGCGGUUGGUUUAG
This is a messenger RNA of Emiliania huxleyi CCMP1516, 1560 nucleotides long. Its product is annotated as pyridoxamine-phosphate oxidase. Gene Ontology annotation, molecular function: NAD(P)HX epimerase activity. NCBI's taxonomy places the organism in Eukaryota, Haptophyta, Isochrysidales, Noelaerhabdaceae. Bases 1 to 1560 code for a protein of 519 amino acids. The record is from RefSeq and is a predicted model, not a curated record. The transcript is spliced from 4 exons. Gene Ontology annotation, cellular component: mitochondrion.